CCGGUCCCGACGGCCAGUGCACGCAUCGCCGUCGGCCAUCCCGGCCCCGGCGACCACCUUCCACCGCCGGCGGCAGGUCCAGCCCCGGCGUCCACCGCAUUCGCCUCCUCGCUCCAGAUCCAAUGGCUAAUCGCGAGCUGGAGAAUGAGUCCGAGUGUGACGGCUCCCCACCGACGGAUCUGCCUCCGUUGGCAGCGGCCGCGGUGGCGGCGGAUCUGGCAUUUGCGCAGGCUUCUGGAUCCCGGUCACCCGGCGCACAGCAUCUGGUGUCGCCCACCCCCCAUGCCGGAUCUGCUUCGACGGGAGGAGUUUCUGACUCUACUCCUGACUGGCUCCACUUCUCGGCAUCUUCGAGUGAUGAAGACUCGCCGCGGUCGUUUUUGGCUCACCAGAAAGGCAAGCAGGUCGCGUCCCCGCAGGUGGAGGAGCGUCACACGCUGGGUUCCAGCGGCUUCGUGGCUGACGCCCGGCGUGCUCCAUCUAGAUUCAUGGCAGAUGCUCGGCGCUGCUCCUCGCCCUCGGAGGUGGUCGUCGCCCGUACGCCUCCAACCGUCGAUACUGCCGCUGAGGUGGACGGCUGGGUCGAGGUUCGCCGACGUUGGCGCCGGCAGGUCCGUCAACCUCGUACCCCUCCCCGACCCGUGCUGGCGGAUCUGGUUGGUCGCUGCUUCAACUAUCUGGCAAGGGACCAUGUUGCGGCCGUCUGCAGAUUUCCGUCCCGUUGCCUAAAAUGUGGCUGGGAGGGGCAUCAGGCGAGGUUCUGCAAGCGCGGUCGGGCUCUCAGGGGUGGGGUGCGGUGGCCUCUUCCCGCCCGCCUGGCGGCAUCCCAUCCCCGUCCUCUACAGCCUUCGGUCGCCGCAAUCUCGCAUGGUGCGGGACCUUCUCGGCGUGGUCGCUCUCCAGCAUCUGACUCUACGCGGUCGGCGCGGUCGCAGUCUACCGGUCGCGCGCUCUCACUGCCGGAGAUCUGCGUCCCUUCCCCGUUUCGUGAUGAGGGUCCCCCUGCGUGGGAGACACUGCCAUCGCCGGCUUCUUCCCCCAAGCCAUUGGGAGAUCCUUCACGCCGCCCACGGUCCGAACUCUGCUUCAUUCCGCAUUCGCAGGAGGUCGAUGAUGCUGAGGCAAGGCUCUCUUCCUGUGCCCUGGUCGCUAUCGUGGGGGGGCACCCGCCCUUCGGUCUCGCCACUGCAAGUCGGUAUGCUACUUGAAGAAUUCUUUUCUGUCCAGCCUGGGGAUUAUGAGGUCUUUUGCUUUGAACCGGAGGAUUUCCUGGUGGAAUUCACAAUGGCUGCUGCUGCAGAUAGAAUCCUACAUGCUCAUUAUCCUACGGAAGCUCUGUUUCAGUUGAUCUGGAAGAGAUGGCGUAGACAGGCUACGACUUCCUUGGAAUCUUUGCGAUUCAGGAUUUUAAUCGAGUUUCGCGGGAUCCCAGCACAUGCCAGAAGCAUAUCCACUGCCAGAGUUUUGCUGGACACUUCUUGCUCAGACCUGGUCGAGGCACCGCCUGAAUUGGUCGGGAAUGAUGGUAAGAAAUUCUUCGUUUGCGCAUGGUGUAUCCAUCCUGAUUUGGUGCCACAAGAGAAAAAACUGUUUAUUCAGGAACCGCCUGAGCCGUAUGUGGAGUCUGGACUGUUUCUUCGCCCACAUGAAAUCAUUCAUUCAAAACA
Messenger RNA from Panicum virgatum (switchgrass), 1667 nucleotides. RefSeq lists its product as uncharacterized. Bases 123 to 1208 code for a protein of 361 amino acids. The record is from RefSeq and is a predicted model, not a curated record. The transcript has 2 exons. Gene Ontology annotation, molecular function: zinc ion binding; nucleic acid binding. Lineage: Eukaryota; Viridiplantae; Streptophyta; Magnoliopsida; Poales; Poaceae.